GCGUGAUAAAAUCUACUCGGUGAGCUGGAUGUGGCAAUCGCGAGAGCCUUUUCCCAUUUAUUUUUCACCAAUGAAGGGGUGGAAAUCAUAAUAAAUCAUAAAUAUUAUAGGUGUACAACUUUCCAACACAUCUUUUCUUCUUUUCCCACCCCUCCAAUUUUUUGGGGGGGCUCUGCAUCGCUUCCAUCCCCUUUGCUUGUUUGCACUACCUAGAUGCGAGAUGGACAAACAAACACAGCACGAUGUCCAUGUUCAACCCAUCAUAUAUCGGUUAUCUCUUGGACGGAACAAUCUCUCUCUCUCUCCCCAGAGUCCAGAAGACGGUCGACCUUGUUAUUAGCAACUUACCUAAUCUACCCAAACUUACUCAAAACUACCUAACAUCGUUAUACACAAAUCAAGAGUGCAGAAUUCCACAUUGUCCAUCCCACCCCGUUCUUGAAGAAACGUUUUGUGUAUGUAUGUGUGUGUGGGUGGAUGGGUGGGUGGUUGUUUAUAUUACAUAUGUACAACCAAGUGUUUCCCGUGUCCCCACGAGUCCCGGUCAUGGUCAUGGUCUUGGUCAUCUCCGCAUAAUGCAGAUAGUGCAGUGCAGACAGAACAGACCAUAUACACCCCAGGUCAAUCAUCCAUCCGUCAAUCAGCAAUCAUUCAUUCAUUCAUCAUCCAUUCCACCACCAGUCCACUCCAUCCCGUAUCUAUAGUGCCCUUUGCUACCCCGAAAAAAGCCAAAGCUUUUGAUAAAAAGGAUUUUUUUCUUCCCUUUUCUGCAUUUUGCACCGCUUUUCUCAUAUUUCAUCCAGUAUCAAAGAAUAGGUUAUCGCUUGUGGAAAUAGAUAGCCUCGACAAAAGAUCUUCGAUCGGAUCCUUCCUUCCAUCCAUCCCCUCAUUCUUGUAAUCUCUAUUCAUCUGUCCAUUUUUCCAUACACACACACACACACACAUACAUACCUACAUACAUACUGGCACGGUCCACGAAUCCAAGGAUGACUCUGGCUCGAACAGCUUCACCGCAAUGCUUCUGAUAUUAACAUUUCAUUUACAUUUCGAAAAAGGUCCUGGAUAAGCACGCACGUACCGCACAGAAAAUUGAAUAAACGAACAAGAGGAAAAGAAUACCGACAAAAUACUUACUACACAUAGGUCAUGAUUGAAAAGCCCACUUCUCAGAGGGCUCGGGCCGAGUGGCCGAAUCCGAUCUCACCACAAAGGGUUCGAAAGAGGCCGCAACAGCAAUCGUCGCAUACUCAGCGCCGUUAUUACAGUCCCAGUGCCUCACCGCCUGGAUCAUCACAUUCACCAUCGUCGUCGCUCUCGUCGCGAUCUAGGAGCUCGUCCUUGCGACAUAAUCCAAGUUACCAUAUUCGUCUAGAUACUCGCCUAGACAGGCUAGACAGGUUCUCGCCCGCGCCCAACUUUGACUAUUUUGAGUAUCAGGCCGCGAUCAAUACCUCUCCUUCGUCGUCAUCGAUCAUUGGACAUGUCGCUGGUGUUACGACUGCUGGAGACGGAGCUCUGAAUUUAACGGCGCCUCACACCUCACUUCCGGAUACUUCAUGGCUGGCCAAUUUCUCUACGGGGCCUAUGAAUACCAUCCCACUUAGCCCCGAUGAUGCUGUGAGUCCUGGAUACUCGACAUACAUCGGAACCAAUGGCGGUGCUUCAUUAUCGCUCCAGACUGGAGCUAUGCCUGGACUUUCCAUGCCAUGGGAUAUCGUGAAUUCUACUACACACCUAGCUGGACCCUCGGAUUUUGAAGAUAUUUGUAUGUCAGAGGCUAACGUGGGAAGCUAUGGGAGUCAUGGAAGUAUGGAGCUGGCUUCUGCUUCUGCCGUCUCGGCCACAUCCGACACAUAUGUUUUCCCGUUUGGAUCCCCGGGAGGGGCGAGUCCAUUACUUGAUCUUGAGAUUCCUUAUUAUGUAAACCAAAACAUGAUGGUCGACCAAGCAAUCCAACGCGCCGAAAAUAUGAAUACCUCGUUACCCUCUACUUCCACAUUUACCUUCGAUAAUACAUCUACUUCCCUAGAUUGGGGAUUUAACAUGUUCCCAACAGAGCCUAUAGCUCCAUCAGUAGCCCCACUACUCGAAGCCCCAAACCUACUUCCGAGAGGCAGAUACAUACGGUCACAAAAUCCCUGGAAUCCGCACGAUGAAAACGGCAAUGCCUACAGCGAAAAUUCCAACACCAACUGCGUCGCAUAUGAGCCCGAGCCAGCUCCUUUAAAUUCCUACGAACCUGAGCGGUCUCCUAUAUCCUAUGGGACAUCAUCACCUGUGGAUAACGACAGAUUAAUCGUAACUGGACAUGGCCAAUCAAUUCACGAUGUAUAUGGACCAGAAGCACCAAGAGGUAAUUGGUUUGACGAAAGUGAUACAUCAACCUCUUAUUCCAACACUUUGUACACUCCUUCCCAUGGCUCUCCAGUAUCGCACCACUCUCCACAUCCGCCCGGAUCGCAAGCACCACUUUCCCCCGACGAUCCGAACCAUCAUUCGCAUGUAUUUAGCGCGUUUCCUGAGCCGCAAAAGAAUAAAGUUACGAGGGGCCGUGUAAGGCCUUUAACGGAAAAAGAGAAGCGGGAGGCGAGAGAUGUGAGGCAAGCAGGCGCUUGCUGGGCUUGCCAUCUUUCUAAAAUCAAGUGCUCACCUUGCUCGCCUGGCUUUCCGUGUGAACAGUGUACAAGGCUUUCUGGGAAGAGAAGGUUUUGUCUCCUGCCAUGUUUCAAUGAUCCAGUCGAAAUGCUAGACAAGUUCUUAGUACCUGAAAGUCACAUAAGAUUGUAUACAACCGAGAACACCAAAAAAUUCAUCUCGAGAAACGCAGAGGCAUGGGGAACAGAUGAGAUGAUAGUGCGAUUGAGUUGGGGCUACCGCGUCCCGCUGAAAGUUACCGUAGUCUCUCUGUCAGUACGAGGUUCGACUUCGAUUUUUCGAUAUCAACAUCAGACGUAUCUCAACGCAUCAGGUAGACCGACAUUCACGAGAAAGAAGAGUCCACCACUUGGGAUUCCGCUUAUGCUGAUGGAGGAGACACAGGAAGAAUAUGCUCGAUAUAUUAAGAGGAUUGUUCAGCAUGAUCUAGAUGAAUAUGCAAGGAUAGCGUAUGAGCCGGAAGAAUCAGAUAUUGCGAAACGUUUGCUCAAGACAGUAUGCCAGUUUUAUAAUGCUGGUGUGGAAGCCAACGAUGAGUAUGAACUCCUCCGCGAGGCCCUAGAAAUACACAUUGCUUGCGCUAUACUUGAACGAAGCUUGAUCCUCGAUGGCGAGUCCACAAAUUUGGUAGAGGGGCACCUGAGAGAAGAUUUCCCACCAGAAUCUUCUCCAAGAUGUGCUUCCCGCCAGAUCAAAGUGGCGUUUUUCAUAUCGCAACAGGAAAGGAUCAAAGAAGUCCUUCGAGAAUGGGGUCAAAUGAUGUGGACUAGCAAUCGCGCGACUACAAAUGAACGCAAAUGGGCCAUUGGAUUCAGCGUCUUACUCGUCUUGACUCUCGUCAUGGACAAGACGUUAGGUCUUUCAUAUUGCAAUGCCGAAUCCAGAAUCAAACAUGGUGGCAAAGAAGCAAUCAUUGAGCGUCAUGAAUUCCAGGAACGAGUAAAAGUAACCCAGACGAACUUGUUCGAGAGAUGCAAAGAAAUUCUCCAUUCCAAGUUCAAGACACGGAAAGGAGGUAAGGAGAGCUUCAAUCCAAUCCGUGACGGUGAUGGUGCAUGGCGUGGCAAAGUUAUCGAUGAAAGAAUUGCCGGCUUUGUACACGAUGUCAAAAGUGUGGUUCGGGAUCAUGAACCUCAAGUCCGGUCAUGUAGAGUUAAGGUCUCGAAGAUUCUGCGAGAUGACCCAUCGUCGUUGUCUCUGAAAGUCAACGAAUCAUCUUACACGGAUGCGGCCCGGCUAGCCUGUGUAUUUUUGGACGAUUUUCUGGAACAUUGAAAACCCUGAGCAAUGGUUCUACCGGUAGAGGCUAGGGAUUAUUUCCCGGAUCGUCGGCAAAUCGAUUUUGGCAGAUACUGUGGGCUGGGGGCA
Botrytis porri is the source of this 4023-nucleotide messenger RNA. RefSeq lists its product as uncharacterized. Gene Ontology annotation, biological process: regulation of DNA-templated transcription. Gene Ontology annotation, molecular function: DNA-binding transcription factor activity, RNA polymerase II-specific; zinc ion binding. The record is from RefSeq and is a predicted model, not a curated record. The transcript is spliced from 7 exons. NCBI's taxonomy places the organism in Eukaryota, Fungi, Ascomycota, Leotiomycetes, Helotiales, Sclerotiniaceae. Bases 1147 to 3930 code for a protein of 927 amino acids.